AUGACAAGUGAUCUAGUAGAGCAGGCGAGUGUCACUGUGCCCUUCAUCAUUAACGGCAAAGAUGUCACCUCGACCUCAACUUUCAAGGUUAUCGAUCCUGCUACCGGCGAGCAAGUAGCCGAGGCCGUCUUCCCCUCAUGGUCUCAAACAAAGCCCAGCUUCCGAAGGGACACCAUAUUCCGCGCGGCGGACCUCUUCUUCAGUAGAAAACAGGAAUUACUCUCCUACCAGAGCAAGGAGACAGGUGCUGGAGUUCAGUUCAUGGAAAUCAGCAUCAGCGCUACAGUGCAGAUUCUAAGGGACCUUGGUGGAAGAAUUGAAGCCGCUGUUCAAGUCAAGGAACCAUAUAGUGUGGUCCUUGCCAUUGCACCAUGGAAUGCUCCCUACGUGCUGGGCGCCAGGUCAGUUGCAUUCGCCCUCGCCACAGGCAACACGACCAUUCGGAAAGGCUCCGAAAUGAAACCAAAUGAAGAACAAUCCAACGGUAUACUGUAG
Molecule: messenger RNA, 495 nt
Organism: Penicillium cosmopolitanum
Lineage: Eukaryota; Fungi; Ascomycota; Eurotiomycetes; Eurotiales; Aspergillaceae
Product: Vanillin dehydrogenase
Exons: 4
Coding region: 1-495 (164 amino acids)
Molecular function (GO): succinate-semialdehyde dehydrogenase (NAD+) activity
Source: RefSeq, a predicted model, not a curated record